AUGUAAUAUUUUAUAUAUUUAUCGUUUUUUAAUUGGAUGAUUAAAUAAGUUAUAUGGGCAUGUCUAUUAUUAGCAUGUAUAGCAGUAGAAGAUGGCCGUUAUUUCGAAUAUAUGGAGAUCGACAAAGAUGAUUUCGGCAAGACUUUGAUUGAUACAUUGGAAAUUAAUAUCUCAGGUGGACAAUCAUUGGAGAAAGUAGUUGAUUUAAUGCGUGAUUUGGAAGGUUAAAUAGACACUGAAUAAAAGGAUGAUGACAUUACUAAUCAAUAAUUUUAAAAGAAAUGUGAUGAAGAUUUGACUAAUUAAGACAGCGAGAUCAAUUAAACAUAACUAGCAAUUGUAGAGAAAUAAGGCAAAUUGGAUGAAUUGAAGAAUGCAUAAUAAAGAAAGAAAUAAAUUGCUAAUGCUAAGGAUUAAUGGUUGAAAUAAAUUUAAGAAUUAAUAUCUUAGAAAUAAACUAUAAGAAAUCAAGAAUAAGAUAGGUAUGAAUAAGAGAUGAAUGAAAAUUCAUAUGUUAUUUCUGUGAUUUCUGAAGUUAAAAAGAAAUUUACUUUAAGUGGAAUAAAUUUGAUUUAAAUUAACAACCAUGAGUCAUUGAUGGAUGAUCUAGAGAAUGCUGUGGAUGAAAGUAGGAAUUUCAGAUAGAAUACAAGAUAUUAAGAAUUGUUUGGAUUAUUUGUUUAAGUUGCAGCCAAAGUCAAAAAUGAGGGUGCAGAUAAAUUGAAAUCCUUGUGUGACUAAUUAUUAAUCAAUGUUUCUGACAAUAUGUCUUUAGUAAGAAAGUAGGAAGAUAAAAGAAAGGAAAUAUUUGAAAAGGAGAUUUCAUCUUUACAAAAGGAUUUAUAAUUAGUACAAAGUGAUAAAUCAAUGAUUGAUGCAGGAUUAGAAUAAUUAAAUAAUCAGAUCUCUAUGGGAUAAAACGAUUUGACAGAUUACAAUGCCAGAAUUGAGAGCAAAAAAUAAACUAAGGAAGAUAGAAGAAAAGAAUGCUCUUAGGCUGCUUAUGAAUACAAGUCAAGUAGAGAGUAAAAUGAUAGAAAGAGAUAAUUAGUUUCUCAAGUUAUCGGAUUAUUCAGUGCUAAUUAGAGGGAAUUUAAAGAAUAUCUGAGAAUUAGAAACGAUUGA
This is a messenger RNA of Paramecium tetraurelia, 1125 nucleotides long. RefSeq lists its product as uncharacterized. Lineage: Eukaryota; Ciliophora; Oligohymenophorea; Peniculida; Parameciidae. The transcript is spliced from 3 exons. The record is from RefSeq and is a predicted model, not a curated record.